GAGCCCUGGCCGUGAGGGAGAAGGGGGCCCGUUCUGAGGGGGUCCCCACGUAGGGAGUGUGAGGGGUGCCUGCCUCUGAUGCUGGGGGGAGCCCCGCAGAGCGCCUGAGCCGAGCAGGGCUCCCGCCCGGCCGCUCCUCCCGUCGGGGCUGAGCAGGGGGCGGAGGCGGGCUGCCGAGCUGCUGCCGUCACGCGCGCCUUUUCCCUCAGCCCUUCGCCGAGCAGCAGCGGCGGCCCCAGCCCGGCUCCCACGCCCUCCCCAGCCGGGUGGCGGGCGGCAGCGCCAUGCAGCCUCCACCUCCUCCUCGCCGGCUCUGAGUCCAUGCCAUGCUGCUGCCGCCGCUCCUGCCGGCGCUGCUGGCCGCCUGCCUGCCCCCCUGCCAGGGCUGGAGCCCCGCCGCGGCCGGCGGGGGGCAGGAGGAGCCGGAGCUCUUGCUGCCCCCCAUCAACUCCUCCUCGCGCUCCCUGGCCAGCCUGGAGCGGGACCUGCGCGGGGUGGGCGGGCAGGCUGAGGCGGGCAGCCCCAGCCAGGAGCCGCCUCCCGCCGCCGCCGGCCAGCAGCCGCCCCAGCCCCCCGAGGAGGCGCCCUGCAACAUCAGCGUGCAGCGGCAGAUGCUGAGCUCGCUGCUGGUGCGCUGGAGCCGCCCGCUGGGCAUCCCGUGCGACCUGCUGCUCUUCUCCACCAACGGCCACGGGCGGGCCCUCUUCUCCGCCGCCUUCCACCGCGUGGGGCCGCCGCUGCUCAUCGAGCACCUGGGGCUGGCGGCGGGGGGAGCCCAGCAGGACCUGCGCCUCUGCGUGGGCUGCAGCUGGGUGCGGGGACGCCGGGUCGGGCGGCUCCGGGCAGCGGCCGCCGCCUCCUCCUCCUCCUCGCUGUCCGAGCCCGGCCAGUACUGGCUGCAGGGGGAGCCGCUGAAUUUCUGCUGCCUGGAUUUCAGCCUGGAGGAGCUGAAGGGGGAGCCGGGCUGGCGGCUGAACCGCAAGCCCAUCGAGUCCACCCUGGUGGCUUGUUUCAUGACUCUCGUCAUCAUCGUGUGGAGCGUGGCCGCCCUCAUCUGGCCGGUGCCCAUCAUCGCCGGCUUCCUGCCCAACGGCAUGGAGCAGAGGAGAAGCACCGCGGGGGCUGCGGGCGCCACCGCCGCUGGCAAAUAACCCCCCUCCCACCCCGGCUGGGGCCGCCCUCCUCAGUUUGCUGGGCGAUCCGCUCCCGCGGGGCUCCCGAGACUGGGGCUGGUGGACUCGCUUCCCCUCCCCGCGCGCUCUUUGUAAACGCUUAACCCGGGGUUGUUGUUGGUGGUGUGUGUGUGUGUAGCACUUUAAAGCCUUGCCCAAGUUUCUUGGUGUCCAAUGCAGGCGAGUGUGGCGGUCGGGGGGUUGUCUGGGACCUCACGGUUUCUCUGCAAUGAAUCCUUUGCGGAGCAUUGCUCCCUCCCCAGUAGUCAAAGGGAUUUGAUUUUAUUUUCAUGUGCCCAAGAUUCAUAGCAGAAAACGACCAAAUCCUGUGUAUUUGUUUUCUAUAUUUAAUAGGCGUUUUAAAUGGACGUUUUAGUAAAAAAAAAAAUAAUAAUUAAAAAAAAACCCGAAAAACCCUAUUCGUUUGCAGUUGUUUUAGUCAGAGUAGCUAUUUGUAUAUGAACAAAUUUGUCGUAGCAGUUUUAUUUACAUCAGACAAAUCUUUUCUGGCAGGAUUUAAAACUGAUAUAUUGUUAUUGCUGAAACUGAACUUUAAUGAAACUUUUACAAUGUAUUUCCCAUUUCAGAUAAUGUGUAUUUAAUAUUGUAGUUCUGCGUUACUUGGCUUUUAAUACAGAGAUUUUCUUUCUGGAA
This is a messenger RNA of Chrysemys picta bellii (western painted turtle), 1826 nucleotides long. It is a transcript of the gene TMEM158, whose product is annotated as transmembrane protein 158. Lineage: Eukaryota; Metazoa; Chordata; Testudines; Emydidae. The record is from RefSeq and is a predicted model, not a curated record. Gene Ontology annotation, molecular function: peptide binding.